CGCCGAGUAGGGGGCACCGCGCGGGUGCAGCCACGAUGGAAGGGGGUGCGUACGGAGCGGGCAAAGCCGGGGGCGCCUUCGACCCCUACACCCUGGUCCGACAGCCGCACACCAUCCUGCGCGUCGUGUCUUGGGUAUUCUCCAUCGUGGUGUUUGGCUCCAUUGUGAACGAGGGCUACCUCAACAGCCCCUCGGAGGGCGAGGAGUUCUGCAUCUACAACCGCAACCCCAACGCCUGCAGCUACGGCGUGACCGUGGGCGUGCUGGCCUUCCUCACCUGCCUGCUCUACCUGGCCCUCGAUGCCUACUUCCCGCAGAUCAGCAGCGUCAAGGACCGCAAGAAAGCCGUCCUGUCAGACAUCGGAGUCUCGGCCUUCUGGGCUUUCCUGUGGUUCGUGGGCUUCUGCUUCUUGGCCAACCAGUGGCAGGUCUCCAAGCCCAAGGACAACCCGCUGAACGAGGGGACCGACGCCGCCAGGGCCGCCAUCGCCUUCUCCUUCUUCUCCAUCUUCACAUGGGCGGGCCAGGCCGUGCUGGCCUUCCAGCGGUACCAGAUCGGCGCCGACUCGGCCCUCUUCUCCCAGGACUACAUGGACCCCAGCCAGGACUCGAGCAUGCCUUACGCACCCUACGUGGAGCCCAGCAGUGGGCCGGACACCGCCGGCCUGGGCGGCACCUACCAGCAGCCAGCCAACGCCUUUGAUGCCGAGCCCCCAGGCUAUCAGUCGCAGGGCUACUGAGCCGCAGUGACCGCCUGCUCCCUGGCCUGUCCCCCCUGCCCCCUGCCUCCUCUACCACCGCCCUCCCCCUCCUUCCUAGCCCUGUCCAGACAUGGGGGCGUCUGCGUGUGUGUGCGUGUUUCUCUCGAGGGCGGGUAUCCAGCAGGGGAGGGACCCUGCAGCCAGGGAACUUGUAUCCAUUCCCUGUG
Ochotona curzoniae (black-lipped pika) is the source of this 928-nucleotide messenger RNA. It is a transcript of the gene SYNGR1, whose product is annotated as synaptogyrin 1. The record is from RefSeq and is a predicted model, not a curated record. Gene Ontology annotation, cellular component: synaptic vesicle membrane; neuromuscular junction. The coding region runs from base 36 to 740 and encodes 234 amino acids. The transcript is spliced from 4 exons. NCBI's taxonomy places the organism in Eukaryota, Metazoa, Chordata, Mammalia, Lagomorpha, Ochotonidae.